Messenger RNA from Liolophura sinensis, 1729 nucleotides. RefSeq lists its product as uncharacterized. The record is from RefSeq and is a predicted model, not a curated record. The transcript has 5 exons. The coding region runs from base 20 to 1729 and encodes 569 amino acids. NCBI's taxonomy places the organism in Eukaryota, Metazoa, Mollusca, Polyplacophora, Chitonida, Chitonidae.
UGUCGCGGACUUGCUAAUUAUGCAUCCUCAGCUCUCCAUUUGGAUACUUGUUCUUGGCAUGGUGUUUUCUGAUUUACUGGUUGUCACACCUGCCGUGGAGUACACACCAGAUGGACUGGAAAUCCGGAUGAACACAACCUGUCGUCAGAUUGAUAUUGAAUGUCCGUACAACCAUAGUAUAGAGAUAUUGUCGAAGCUGGAUGGCGCCAAAACCUACCACUGUCCGAAUACUGAGCCAGAGUGCUGCUCUUUCAACGAGACAACGGACUGUUACCAGCCCACCACACCAGGGUUGUUAAGAUUUCAGCGCCAGGUGUGUGAAAACCGAACUACUUGUACUAUAUACUUACCCGGUGGAAUAUCGGUAGGGUGUGCCAUCAGCCAGUAUGUGGUUGUCUCCUACGUGUGUCAAUACGGAGGUCCUACCACUUUACCUAGCACAACACUUCCACCAACUCGACCUGCAGUCCAGAAAACAGAAGUAAACCUUCUUGCAGCACUGAUUGCCCCCAUCGUCGUCGUGUUCGCUUUGGUCGUUAUUAUUUUGCUAGUGAUUUACUACAGAUAUUAUCGAGGGCAUAAGGACCUCCUAGAAGCCGACAAAACCCCUUCCUCUGUCACCCAUCUUAGGAUGAAGGUGGACAAAUCACAAGCCCGAGUGAAGACGGCGCCGAGGUUCAAGCUGGACACGGGAUUGUCAGGGCACGGAUUAGGGCUACACGGCUCGAAAUGGUCAAAGAGCAAUAUCGACUAUCGAAAGUUUGGAAACUCCGAGUUACACUCACAGUAUUCCUACGCGCCCACCGGAAACAUAUGGAAACAGGCAAAUUGGAUGACAUCACUGUCAAGCCCGAAUCAUAUUUAUAAAAAGAGGAGAGACGACGACAAAGUGAGUAGGGCGCGAUUCCUGAUGGCAGCGAGGGAUAGAGAUUUAGAUAGCUUGGGCUUCGAGGACGACCUGGGCUUUCCUGAUAUCAGCAUAUUUUCUAUUGCUCAAGCGAGACAAAGCCCAGACAGUGGCCUAGAUAACCUCGGAUACAUAUUGCCUGUAAUUCAAGACCCGCCAGCAGCGGAAUCGCCGGCGCUACAUCGUCAUUCUCCGGCGCCUCACCGCAGUUCUCCGGCACCAGUUCGGAAUUCUCCGGCACCGGCUCUCCGCAUGGCGGCAUAUCACCGCAAUUCUCCAGCAUCGGCUCGUCAUUUGGCGGCAAAUCACCGCAGCUCUCCGGCACCAGUUCGAAAUUCUCCGGCACCGGCUCUCCGCAUGGCGGCAUAUCACCGCAAUUCUCCAGCAUCGGCUCGUCAUUUGGCGGCAAAUCAUCGCACAUCUCCAGUGCCAGUUCGACAUUCUCCGACACAACCUCUGUAUUCACCGGCGCUGAGCUCCAACCCUGCGACACCUCGUCCAUCUCCCGUGCCGCAUCACCAUCAUUCUCCACAGGGUGCGCUUGACGUGGAGAGAUUAUUUCAACAACAACGUGAUGCAGUCUUUCAAACGUCGCUCAGCCCCGACGAUGCCUUAAGGCGACCUCAGUUCCGCCAGCCAACAGAUCAAAGGCGACGCUACGACUCUGGCAUCAUUCCUGAUCAUGACCCAGUUUCUAAUUGGACGAUACCCACAAGCCCCAAUAGUGCCUUCCAACCACAUCAAAGCAACGAUCAUUCCGACGAAACAAACGAUGCUUUUAGCAAUUUGAGCUCAACUAUUGGUACAGAAAUGCUAUACUGA